AGUCGCACAGGGUAAGCGGAGGGCUCCGGCUGCUAAAGGGUUAAUGAGAGAGGUCGGACGAGAUGUUGGUGAGGAGUUGGGAGUGAGGGACAGACUUGAGGGGAGGAGGAUCAGGGUUUGACUUUGUUUUAUUUAGGAGCCCGGGGGAAGCAGCAGAGCGUGUCUGGGAGGCGAUAGAGUCAUAUGUAUAAUAUAUACCGACUCACUCAGCUGCCGCUCAUCUCUCCCAGCGACUGCGACACACGCACAGUGACAGGGGGCGACAUCGCAGGAAUAAAAUAGCGAGAGGCGCAGAGACAGCGCAGGGCUGAGGUGGUGGAAGUGGAAGACUUGGGCUACAAUAGCGAUAAACGCACAAGUUCAGUUUCUCCUGGACCAAGAAGCAACGCUAACCUGGGAGGGAACAGAAGCUGAGAGUGUUGCACAGCGAGUGACUGGAACAACAACACACGCCAUCCGCUUGUACCGACCAUCACCUGCGACUCGCUGCUUCUCUCCCUAUGGACUGCGACUCACUGCCUCUUCCUCCUCUUCACUGAUGGACAAGUCCCAGGACCUUUGUGUGAUGCUGAAACCCCCCCAAUCACCAGCAAUGGAGCCCCUACCCCACCAACCCUCUGCCUGGGAUCUGCUGUGAGUCUCUCCCGACCCCCCAAAUCCCAACACGUGUUCUGAUACCAUCGCCCCAUCGAUCCCUGUGGGUUAUUGGAACAAGAACUUCUCAGGCUGGGGACUGCGCAUCAUCUGAACUGCUUGCCAGAAGAGCUGCUACUUUAUCUCCCCGCCAGGAAGGAUACCAUCUAUUUUCUAUCAUUAUUUCUCUCUCAUUCACCGGAACUUGGCGAUUUCAAAGGCCGUCCAAAUGCAGUUUCAACUAUUUUCAUUUGCCCUGAUCGCCCUGAACUGUGUGGAUUACAGUCACUGCCAAGCCAAUCGCUGGAGACGGAGCAAGAGAGCCAGCUAUGGGACCAACCCGAUAUGCAAAGGUUGUCUGUCCUGCUCGAAAGAUAAUGGGUGCCUCCGCUGCCAGGCGAAACUGUUUUUCUUUCUGAGAAGAGAGGGUAUGAGGCAGUACGGAGAGUGUCUGCAGUCCUGCCCUCCCGGAUACUUUGGGGUCAGAGGACCUGAUAUGAACAGGUGUUCCAGAUGCAGAAUUGAAAAUUGUGACUCUUGUUUUAGUAGAGAUUUUUGCAUAAAGUGCAAAUCUGGCUUUUACUCCCACAAGGGGCAGUGCUUUGAAGAAUGCCCAGAAGGAUUUGCACCACUGGAUGACACCAUGGUGUGUGUGGAUGGCUGUGAAGUAGGGCCAUGGAGUGAAUGGGGGACAUGCAGCCGAAAUAACAGAACGUGUGGUUUCAAAUGGGGCUUGGAGACCAGAACGCGACAAAUUGUGAAAAAACCAGCCAAAGACACCAUCCCCUGCCCAACUAUUGCUGAAUCCAGAAGAUGCAAGAUGACGAUGAGGCACUGCCCUGGAGGAAAGAGAACUACGAAGAAGAAGGACAAGAGGAACAAGAAGAAGAAAAAGAAGUUACUGGAGAGGGCCCAAGAGCAGCACAGUGUUGUCCUUGCUACAGACCAGUCCAGCCAAUAAAGAGACAAUUCCAUUUUCUUUUUUUUUGCUAAGUGCACAAUGGCUGCUACAUGCUCUUGCACACUAAUGAACUGCGGAACCGCUGCUUUAACAGUAUUGGUUGCAAAUAACAUGUGAACUGAUUCACAAAGUUGUUUGUGUUAUUUAUACAUUUUUUAAAUUUUUUUUUUCUCAAUCCGGAACUUCCAAGAAGGAGUGAACGCUGAGUUGAAUCAGUGUUGUAGUUGGGACAAAGAAUUUUUUUUUUUUUAAUUAUUAUUUCUUUGGUUUUUAAUGUAAUGCCUGUGAUGGGCACUUCCAGAAAUGUUUUGGAAAAUGAACUGUUGUAGAAUUGCAGAAGCACUCCACGACUUCUCUGUAUAUUUCUGUGAAAGGAAAAAAAAUAGAAUAAAGAAACCCGUUGGAGGGAGCGAUCCAAUAUAUAUAUUUUUCUUGUUUUACAUACUGUACAUUUCACGAUUGUACAUGAAAUAUUUGUUUAGAUGAUGUGUGUUCCCAGCGCCUAUUAUAACAGUUGUAUAAUAACUGUUUAAGCUAAUAUACUGUACUACAGAGGUAAUUGUAUUUUGUCCCAUGUAGCCUAUCAGUUAUUUGUACAUAGUGCUGAGAAGCUACACAUAAUAAACUUAUUUACUGUGUAAAAA
Molecule: messenger RNA, 2238 nt
Organism: Xenopus laevis (African clawed frog)
Lineage: Eukaryota; Metazoa; Chordata; Amphibia; Anura; Pipidae
Gene: rspo2.S
Product: R-spondin 2 S homeolog
Exons: 6
Coding region: 863-1594 (243 amino acids)
Source: RefSeq, a predicted model, not a curated record